Molecule: messenger RNA, 6539 nt
Organism: Nezara viridula (southern green stink bug)
Lineage: Eukaryota; Metazoa; Arthropoda; Insecta; Hemiptera; Pentatomidae
Source: the annotation of a GenBank genome assembly
AUGGACCAUCCUCAGCAACUUGCAUGCCUUAAUGCAGAGUUAUCUAAAAGAUCGAAAAGUAAGGGGCUCUGUCCUUGGAAGUUAGUAUUCGAUGAAUUGCCGGGGGUACUCGAAGAGGAGCGGUUUCCUGCCACGGCCUUUGUCGACGACCUGGCCGUAGUGGUGGCAUCCAAUAGCAGAGCCGGCUUGAAAGGAGAAGUAGAAAGGUCCGCCAAUCUUGUCGGAGAAUGGUGCAAGAGAAAAAGGUUAAAAAUAUCUGGCGUCAAAACCCAAGCUAUUCUUCUAAAGGCAAAAGAGACAGAUAUUCCGGGAGCAGGUGCUACCACAUUCCGGUGGGAAAAUCCCGGAGGAGGCAUUCAGGACGGACCGCUUGGCCUUGAACAGGCUCAACAAGGAAGGCAUCGCCAUCCCUGACGGAGUCUUGUUAGAGACCCGGCACAGGGAGUCCCAUUUUCCGUCCCACCGGCAAGAUCCGGAUAUCAACGCUUCCAUUAUUCGCAUCGUCCAACGUCCCGACGGAAGAUAUGCACCUCCCGAAGGAAGGUAUCCAUUUAACAACCUCGUGGAGUCGACUUACGUGAUCAGACCACCAAUCAACAUUCAUGGAUACGUGGGCUUGCCCCCAAGGAAGCCGAUCCAGGCUACCCUCGAGAUACCAGCCCGCCCUUUUUUCUCUCAGGGCGAGGAAUUGCUCAACAUCAACAACCUGGAUAGCUCAGAUUUACUGGACACCCUCAACCACGAAUUCCCAGGAUCUAAAUUAUGGACAGGAUUCGGACCUCUGUUUCAUGAAACCGCCAACCGUAUUCUACGACACUCUGGUAAAGAGAAGAAGGACCAGCGAACUCCUGUUGCCAAUCAGUUGGUUGCCAACACCGGCAACACUAAAGCUGGAGGCAUCACAUUGACUAGGCCGGCUAGUAUUUACAGUCAAGGAAGCGCUGCUAAGUCAACUACCUCCAACGGCAAGCAGCAGCCACCCGUGAUCAUCACCAGGCAGGUCCUCAGGGCGACCCCGAGCCAGCUGACCAACCAGAUUCUGAGGAGUGCGGUGCAGCCGCUUCUCUCCAGCACGGCAAGGCCGAUACAGAGGCUCGCCAUAGGCUACAGGCAGCCGGACCGGGCCUCCAGCAACCAACGCGAGUACCCUUCCUUGAAUAGGAUUCCCAAGACUUCCUUCGUCUGCCGGAAUUCUGGAAGAUCAAUGGAACCUGACCCAAGCACGAACUGUCAGGUUUUCCACUUAUGUCAUCCAGAUGGUAAGAAAGAAUCUUUCCUGUGCCCCACAGGAACCAGGUACGAUAAGAAGUCGAAUCUCUGCAAUCCUUGGAGAACUGUAUCCUGCUAGCUGUCUCAACCAAGACAAGUGUAAAUUUUAAAAAAUGAUAAUGUGAGGAUUUACCUCGACAUCUUCAACUGGGAUGAUUUAGGAGUGACUGCAUGAAGCUCCCUCCUCGCUUGACAGGCGAAUAUAUUUCCCUUCAUUCUUUUGUAUUAUAUUAUUAAAUAAGAUAAUAGACAUGCUGUAAUAUUAGCUUUAAAGUUUUGUGGUAAUGGAUUACAAUAGGUACAUUUUUUUAAUUAAUAUUUUUGUAAAUCGUGCCAACUUUUAUAAAUAUAAAUUAUUGUUGAAAAUAUACAUGUACAUUUAUAUCAUUUUUUAUUUAAAACAUAAACAUAAAGAAAGAAAGAUACUUCUCAAUUUAUCGGAAUUUGUUUCUUCAUUUGAACACACUUCAGUUAGUCGGUUGAAAGCCGUUACUUAAUAAGCAAAAAUUUAUAUUAAAUUGGUAAAAUUUGACGGAAAGCCGUUUCAGAGGUGUCCAUCCCCAGUUUUUUGGCAAUGAGUCAGAUAUGAGACAUUGCAUCGAAUAUUAUUGUAUACAAUAUCAAAUAAGAUAAAGUUCACUAUAUAUUUUAUACAUACUUAUUUAAUGUAGGAUUAAAGGAUGAGGAGUUAGAGCAAAUUGACUAUUUGGAUAUAUCACAAGAAGUCUUGUCGGUUUUUUCGUAAUUCUUAAUAAUUCCUAAUAUAUUAAAUUCUAGAAGACAUUUAUUAUAUUCAAUUUGAAAGAGCGUUAGAUUUUCUAUAGAUCUUAUAUAGAGACACCAUUAUGUGAGAAAGUUACCGGCUGUUAAAAUGCACGGAAUUGAAGGGUUCUUUUGGUUGAAAUAGCUGCCACUUCUUGUUAAAAACUGUUCAUCUUUUCAAUUCUUUUGAUUCGGCUACUUCAACAACUUUAUUUAUAAGAGCUCUAGAUUGUAUGAAGAAAUUAUAUAACUUUUAUAUAUUCACUUGGUAUGAGUGACAUCGGCAUCCAUCCCAUUAAUAAAAAAUUAAAAACUGAAUCACCCCUCAAAGUUUGAGCUAAUGACUUCUCACACUUUGGCGUAUUAACGAAUCUGUUCGAGCUUUAUCAGAAAUGACAAAUCCUGUACUUCAAACCUCCUACUCUAGCUCAUUGAAAAUUCGAACUACAGUAGGCCCAAUGUUAUUUUUUUGUUUUUAAAAGUAAAAUUAGAUCAGAGCUUUGCUUAUUACCUAUAUUCAUAUAUUUUAAAGCCUAUUUACAUUUUUGUUUUGUUAUAAGUUAAUGGAUCAAGAAGUAAAAUGAGUUUAAUUAAAGCCACAUGCGUUUGAUAGGGUCUGGCAUCCGGGACUAAUGUACAAAAUCCGUAAAUACCUACCACUUACAUACUUCCUCAUUAUCCGUUCCUACUUCACUGACAGAUACUUCAAAGUAAAUCACAAGGAUGCUUAUUCAUCUUGCUGGUUGGAAAGUGAGGAAAGAUUUGGUUGGAAAUGAGGAAACACUGGAUUAACCAAUAUGAAUUAUCCAAAUAAUAUAAAAAUAUAUAUUAAUGCUAAUAAUAGAACAUAUUAAUCAUUCUAAUCUAAGACUUAUUUAUUUCUAAAAAUACAUACAUUUCUAAAAAUACUAUUCAACUUGACAACUUAUUGUUUUCAUUAAAAUAUGAAGUUUUGUACAAUAUAUUAAAUAAAAACCACUGCUGACUAAAAAGAAAUAUAAAAACUUUAUUGACUAAGAAUAUUAUUUUUUCAAAUAUUUCAUCCAAAUAAUUUAUAAAAGAGAACAUAAAACACAUUCUUUGGUUUAUGUAUGUUACCAUUAUAAGUUUAUAAUAAUAAUAUUACCAUUAUAAAGUUAUUGCCUAACUUUAAACAGUUUAAAAAUUCUGGUUUCCACUAGGUAAAAAUUAAUGACUUCAUGAACAGUUAAAGGAUAUACAAUAAACUAUCAUAAUAAUUCACAAAGAUACAUCAACAAUUUUUGCUAUAAAACAGUCACAUAUCAUAAAAAUGAGAAUAACAGGAAUAGAGAAAUUUUGUUUAGUUAGUCCUUUAAACUUAAUUGUUGCUUAAAGGAAUAAAAAAGUUUCCAUAUUUUUCCAUCACUGGAAUUAUUUCAAUCUAAGAGUUUUAAGACAGUUAGCUUAUGUUAAUGUAAGGGUUAAUUCCUAUUUCCGAAUGAAAUUUGGAUAAAAAUUAUCAUAUCAUUUAAAAUGCAAUUAUAUUGUAUAAAACAUCUCAAAGUUACAUUCUUUCUUAUUUUAUUUUAUUUUAUUUUUUUACAGAGCUUUGGAUUAGAUCAAUUAUACAUCUUUUUAAUUAACAUUUCUCCAAUUUUUACAAAGAGGAGCCAAAACACUAAAUGCGGGUGGACCCCACUAAAAUAAAAAUUGCAGUUUAAAUCAGUUUUAAUACUCAUAAAAUAAAAUAUUCUGUAUUUGCCUUGUAUUUAAAUGUUAUAGGAAUACUAUAGAAACAUCUUUUUUCUUUAUUAGUUUUAAUUAAUUUAAUAAAGAUUUAUUCAAUAACACAUUUUUAGUUAUAAAGAUAUAAUUCUAUAACUUGAAAACUUUAGGAAAUUAAUAUUUUUAAUUGAAAUCCAUUGGUAACUUUAUAUGAACUCAUUAACAUUUAUAGGCAUCUAAUACAUAUUAAUAGAUAAUGUUGAUUUGAUUAAUCUAGGAUAUUACAUGAUAAUGAUGAUAAGAAGAACCAUUUGUUGUUAGUGGCGUGUUUUCAUUUAAAUUUCUUUGUGUUUUCAAUUCCUGAUGGAAGGAAUAGACAACAAGGAAGAUAUAAACCUGCAAAACUGUAACAAAGAAUGUAUAUAGUUAUUAUCCAAAUAAAUCUACAUUUACUUAAAAAUUCAACAUACAGAAACUCAGAAUUGUACAUAAGAAAAGUUUUUUUGGUAAUAAAACAAUUGAACUGUGAUCGAAUAUGCACAAUAAGAUAAUGAAACAUUUUAUCAACCUAAUUAUAAAAAAUUGUUUCCUCCUAUUUUAGUUUGUUCUAUUUAAUUAAUAUAGGUGCUCAGAAACAUCCUGUUAAACCUCAUAGUAUUAAUUCUUAAAACCUGAUGUGUCAAACCUUGUAACCCAUGAACUUAUUACACUCCAGUUGUUAACAAUAAAACCUGGUUCCUCUUUGUAAAGAGUACUGCUAGACCAUCGAUGAAAUGAAUCUAUCUGCCACUAUUUAUGAUCAUGAUUAUCCGUACAUAUAUUAUUACAGUAAGCUCGAAAUCGGUUUUGUACCAAAUAUAAGCUCCUGUCAAGCUCAAAUACCAUGAAUGGGGUACCGUUGGAUUCAGAAUUUCACUGGGGGUUAGCGAAUCGUAUUCUCCGCUUUUGUUUUUCUUUCUAAAAUAAAUAAAGUCGAUACAAACAUUUUGCUAGGCUUCAACACUGGAAGGGUGGUAGGUCUGUAGAUCGAUGCGGGACAAAUUGGACCAUGAAGAUUUUGAUGCGUACAGCAAGACCCAGAUAGUUCCUCCAGAACUAUCGGAUCCUGCUUUUUUAAGCCCAAAAACGUACCAUUUUCGAGAUAACGCAAGGCAUGGGGUUCGCAUCCACACAAUCUGACGUUAAUUGUAGUACUGUCAUUGGAUACAUGUCUCAUUUCGUCGACUUGAGGUCUCUAUGAUCAAGACAGGAGGAGUUUAUAUUAUUUAUCAAUGAUGUUUUUGAUCGGUAAGCCAUAUCAUCGUUAUUUUUUCACCAAAUCUCAAGAUUGAGCCACCAAUUUCGAAGGCUUCCUUCUCCUUCAGGCGGGAAAAAUAUUCCAAUCACCCCGAAAAUUCAGGCAAACAAGUUAUGAAAAAAAAUAAACUUUAUUUGCGAAUAACUAAAAAAUUACACACUUUUCCCUUGGUCAUUCCCAUUAUUGUAUAAAACAUUACUAAUUUUCUACAAAAGGAAAAACAAAUCAUUGAAAUCGGACAAUUUUUCGCAAAGAUACAGCUUAUUGAAAUUUGUAAAUAUGUUGGUUCCAAACAAAAAUGAAGAUUUAAAUUAAUUUUGUUUCGUUUGUGGAUUAUAUUUAUGGAUAAAGUAACAAUUGAUUUCUUUAUCUUUUGAUACAUUGCAUUAUUUUAUUUUCUUAUUAAUUUGGCAUUUGAUAACAAUAUGCUGUGCGAAUUUUUCGCACGGGCCUACUAGUAAAGAAAAAAAGAAAGAACUUUUCUCUUUAACCCAAAAAAUGAACAGUACAACAUGUGCUUCAAACUAAGCCAGAUAACACGAAAUAUAUAUUUUUAAUUUUUUUAUUUACUGCAUCUUGAACUGAUUAUCCUGAAAACAAACUCUAAACCAAAUUGGUUUUAUUUUUUUGUAUCUCCUGUAUAAUUUAUCUAGUUGCAGUUACAAGGUUAUAUAAUUAGAGUAAUCAUUUGAAAACGUACAUUUCAUUUUAUCACAUAAAUAGGCAUUAAAAUGUGAUAACUAUACAUAUAAAUUAAACUUCUAUUUUAAUCACACUAUAUUAGCAGAGAAUAGUUUUUUAUACCAAUAAAAAUUCAAUACGCUUAUUUCUCGUUCAUUUUGUAAACAAUAAGGGCAUUUUUAUAUUAGUGUAUACAUCCAUACAUAGUUCUGAUCAAAAUUAAUGCACCACAUUAUUUUUUAACCAAAAAUCCUAUAUGAUAAAACAAAUUAAAUCUCUUUUAUCUUUAUUUAUUUUUUUCCCACACAGGAUAAAUCUCUGUAAGACAUCUAAAAGAUAUCUUUUUUUAGAUAUCUUAAAGAAGGUAUCUUUUAGGUGAUCAUAGAGUUUGUUUUUUAUAAAUGUUAAAUAAAUGUAAUAUAUGAUUUUUAAUGAACAGCCAACCAAUUAUUCAUUAUAAGUAAUUCAGAUUAAGUAUAUAUUUUAACUUAUAAAACAAGUAUUAAUAUGACUCAUUUCCAGGAAAGUAUAUACAAUUCUUCUUCGAACUGUCAAGUAUUUAAAUGAGUUUUUAUUGAUUUUUAGCGCAUAUAUUCAUAAAAUUUUAUAACCAUUAUAGUUUUUCAUUUUAUCUUGACUUAAUUAAUAAUUCAAUUAUUGAAUUUGAUUUAGCCUGAUGAAGGUCUAAUGACCAAACCAGUUGCAGAAGAUAAUAAACUAUAAAAGGAAGACAUAUUUUUAUUUUAACUGACCUACUACUUCUUCAAUAUUAAACUUCAAUCCAAGAAUAGGACUAAAGAAAAGGAAUUCAAGAAACUUACCAUUAGAUAAUAUUAUUACCAUC